This is a messenger RNA of Podospora anserina S mat+, 1626 nucleotides long. RefSeq lists its product as uncharacterized. Lineage: Eukaryota; Fungi; Ascomycota; Sordariomycetes; Sordariales; Podosporaceae. The transcript has 4 exons. The record is from RefSeq and is a predicted model, not a curated record. Gene Ontology annotation, molecular function: cystathionine gamma-synthase activity; pyridoxal phosphate binding. Bases 1 to 1626 code for a protein of 541 amino acids. Gene Ontology annotation, biological process: transsulfuration.
AUGCCCGUCAAGGUCAUCACCACAGAACUCGGGCACUCUAUCCCACCCGAGCAGCCUCACAACAUCACCUUUCACAUUCCCGGCUGGGAGACAGCCAAAGCCCUCCGCAGAGGUGACCCAAACCUCUUGUCUAAACUCAGCUCCAUCUACCCCCGUUUCGGCCCAUGGUGUGAAGUGCGCCAGCUCUCGACCGCCCUCCACAAAGCCCUCUCCCUCCCAGAAACCUACGGCCUCAUCAUCUUCGUCCACCCCGACUCCUUCACCACCGCCCAACGCUACUCCUCCGACGGCAAAUGGCGCAAACCGGAGCACCUCGUCCCCCCAUCCGACCUCUGGUUCCGCGUAGUCGAAAUCCCCAUUUCUUCCGAGGACAAAGUCAGGCUGUAUAUCACCGCCUUCCCCCAAAAGCACGCCCCGGGGGUAGUAGGCACAUGGCAAAACUACGGCUGCGGCAUCUCCUCCCGCCUAGCCGCCGCCUGCCUUGCCCACCUUGACUCCCUUGCCAUCCUUCCAUUUACCGCCACCGGCGCGGACGAUGUCUCCCUCCCCAACAUCCCCGAACCAACCUAUCUCCCCCUGACCGAAGCCCACACCGGCCUCAAGUCUCGCAUCGUCGAGCUAGCUCAACGCUCUCCGCUCGACAAGGAGAAAGCGAAUUUGUUGUCACCGGAGAAUGUCUUCCUUUACCCUACUGGCAUGGCCGCCGUGUGGAGGUUGCACAACGCGCUUAUCACCCUUCGUCCAGAAGGGGAGAUCGUCGUUUUGGGGAGUGUGUUCCACAACAGCUACCACCUCUUCGAGGAGUCACCCAACGGGAUGAAGCACUUUGGGAGCUGUGACGCAAAGUCGAAUCUGUUUGACGAAUUGGAAAAGUAUCUGGAGGGGGAGAAACAAAAAGGGGGGAGGCCGGCGUAUUGCUUUGCCGAGUUCCCUUCUAAUCCGAUUCUGGUCUCGGUUGAUUUGGUUAGGUUGAGAAAAUUGGCCGAUAAAUACGACUUCCCUAUCAUCAUAGACGACACAAUCGGCUCCUUCGCCAACAUCGACGUCCUCCCCGUCGCCGACGUCAUUGUAACCUCCAUAACCAAGUCCCUCUCCGGAUACGCCAACUGCAUGGGCGGCUCCCUCCUCCUCCCCCCGUCCACACCCUACAUCGCCUGCUCAGCAACCCUAAACUCCAACGCCCUAUCCCUAGCCACCUACCUCAACUCGGAAGCCCAGGACCCCUCCUCCCCCGUAAAAGCAGUUUUCUAUCCCCCCUUCCUAGACACAAAGCCCAACUACGACGCCGUAAUGCGCGCGCCAACUCCCGAGUUCCCUAACCCGGGGUACGGCUGCCUUUUGGCCGUCGAUUUCGAAUCCCUCGACCUGGCAAAGACAUUCUACGAUAACCUGUCCGUAUACCAGGGUCCUCACCUCGGCGCCCACCUCACUCUUGCCUUCCCCUUCAACGAUGCAAUCUGGGGCGUUGAGCCAGAGGCGGCGGAGUACCUCAAGACUUUUGGGGCGAACCCAGAGCAGGUCCGGGUAUCGGUUGGGUUGGAGAGUGAGGAGGAGCUGAUCGAUACCUUCAAAUACGCCAUGGAAAAGGCAAAGGGGGAAAAAAAGAGGCUGACAAGUCAAAACUGA